This is a messenger RNA of Emericellopsis atlantica, 1866 nucleotides long. RefSeq lists its product as uncharacterized. The record is from RefSeq and is a predicted model, not a curated record. The transcript is spliced from 2 exons. Bases 1 to 1503 code for a protein of 500 amino acids. Lineage: Eukaryota; Fungi; Ascomycota; Sordariomycetes; Hypocreales; Bionectriaceae.
AUGAAAGGAAACAAGGACGGAACCAACAGGUUCCUGCGUGGAAUGACCAUCACUCCUCCAGCACAAAACAGAAAAGAAAACACCCCACCUACUGACAAUGAUGUUGAUUCAAAAGCGGCGUCCAGCGCACGGUCCCUUCUGCAGUCGACCGGUCUUUCCCAACUCAGAAAUCGUUGGUUCGGAUAUCAACAGCUUGGAGACCAGCAUGAGCCGGAGACCACGACCACGGGCCAGACGGUCCAGACCUCAUCUACAGGUGUGGGAGCACAACCUGAUGCACUCCCUGACAUGGAGGAUGUUGUAGAGGAACCCGGCAACGCUAUCUCAGCAUUUGGUCGCGACCGUACUUCUGGAACUGACGUAAGCAACCAAGUAUUAUCAACUCCAGUCCUCGUCUUGGUACAAUUUCUCACCCAUCUUGAGCAGACGUCAAUAACCCACCCUGAGCAGACGUCAACAGACGAACAAUAUCGGAGUGCUGUGGCCAAGUUGGACCACUGGAUGCAAACGCCACAGCCAUCUUCUCGCUGCCGCGGGUGCAGCGAAACCGCACUUGACGAAGCGUACAUCCUGCGCCUGUUCGACCUCACAGUCCCGCUCCACUGCCAUGCUUGUAACGAAGAGCAUCCCACUGUCCAAUUCAGUCCAUCCCAACGCGAUACCACAAUACGGACUUGUAUUGCACGCCAAGGUUACCGGACACUCUGUUCCCACUGGAACAUUACUCUCGACGACCUGCGAGAGUGGCAAAACCACAUAAAGCGGCAAGCCGGUGGUGUAUACGUCAAAAGCACGCAUCCUGCUCAUCAAGACGAUGCCCCCGAAUCGGACCGCUGCCCAUUUGGCAACCUCACAGUCAGAGUUUUUGAGGGGAGUACCGAACUAUGCGUCCAUGUCACAUGGGAGUCUGUCAUCAAAGUCGACACGCAAGAGCUAGACGGGUUCGAGAUCUGCAAAAAGAUAUUGGAUGAUCUUCACGACCUCUGCCCCGAGGCUUUGGGCCCUCCGCACCUUACUUCCCAUCACAUCCGCUCUGUCACGCGCGAGAGCCUGUUUGAUGACGCACUAUAUCUAGAUCAUGAUCGGUGCCUCUACCUCGAAAACAUGGACGGUCUGAUCGAGGGAGACGGAUACCCCACAGUCAAGUACGAGAGCCGUCUUAUGAUACCCGUGUUGGCAGAGGUCGACCCGACAAUCCUUGACGGACUCUGGCCGGUUUACAUCGAUCCACGAAGCUACGGUCUCCGAGAUGACGAGCUGGGAAGAGGCAUCACAUGGUGCGACGACAUGAACUGCCCUACGAUGCGUGGAAGGGUGCAGUGGGAGGUAGUCGCUGAGAAGAUGUCGACCGGUGUCCUUUCCAAUCAAUACAUGUGGGAUGGCUGUGUGCUCCCUCAGAGGCGGGAGGACGUACCUGUCCGGAAUCAGAAGAGGUUAUUGUCGCAGUUCGAACGGGAGACAAAGACUAUGUGGCUGAACCGCGAGGAGUGGACGCGGUGUUGACAAGGCCCUCACUAGUUAAGGUUGCUGGGCUGGUGAUGAAGGCCAGCCAGAUGCAGGUCUAGGUAGUAUUGGCCCAAGACCCAAUCAAAUAUUAUGAUCAUAUUUGGUAAACGAUUUCCUCCUCGGGUGGUUGGGGUCCCUGGUUUCGGUUGACUGGUCGUAUGGUGCUCCGCCCGGAUUUGUGUGAGCGGGUGCAAACAUCGGAAACGAGGCAUUGUCCCGGGAAUGUGGGUUGGUCGCGGAAACGGACAUGAAUUCAAUACUGGGGGGCUGGUACUUGGUCAAUCAUCGUCACUCGCCACCCCAGCGUCACGUCACGCACGGCGCGGGGUUUCGCAAGACUCCAGUCGACAUGCAUGGAGG